Molecule: messenger RNA, 2274 nt
Organism: Parus major (Great Tit)
Lineage: Eukaryota; Metazoa; Chordata; Aves; Passeriformes; Paridae
Gene: KAT7
Product: lysine acetyltransferase 7
Exons: 13
Coding region: 133-1749 (538 amino acids)
Biological process (GO): regulation of DNA-templated transcription
Molecular function (GO): histone acetyltransferase activity
Source: RefSeq, a predicted model, not a curated record
GAGCACGCGUGCCGCAGGCCGGGGGACACGGCUGUCACCACGGAGUCCGCCAGCGCCAACACCGCGGCGGCCACCGCCGCCUCGCGGGCCGCGGGUGCCGGGGACCAGGCAACCUCGCUGCCCCCGCCCAGGAUGCAGCGCAGGAAGAGGAACGCGGGCAGCAGCUCGGAUGGAACAGAGGACUCGGAUUUCUCCACGGAUCCCGAGCACACGGACAGCUCCGAGAGCGACGGCACCUCCCGGAGAUCCGCCCGCGUCACCCGCUCCUCCGCCAGGCUCAGCCAGAGCUCCCAGGACUCCAGCCCGGUGCGGAACCCUCCGGCGCUGGGUGCGGACGAGCCGGUGUACUCCACGCGGAGGGUGACCCGCAGCCAGCAGCAGCCGGCUCCCGUCACCCCCAAGAAGUACCCGCUGCGCCAGACGCGCUCCUCCGGCUCCGAGACGGAGCAGGCCGUGGAUUUCUCGGACAGAGGUAGGCGGAGGGGCCGGGCAGCGCCGGCCGUGAGGCUGCCGGGGGCUCUGCGCCGUCCCCGGGGUGUCCCGGGAGCUCCCCCGCACCCCAACGUGUCCCACGACGAGAGCCUGGUGCGAGCGCAGAGCCGGGACAAGCAGAUCGAGGAGCGGAUGUUGGCCCACAGGCAGGAUGACAACAACAGGCACGCCACCAGGCACCAGGCCCCCACGGAGAGGCAGCUGCGCUACAAGGAGAAGGUGGCCGAGCUGAGGAAGAAGAGGAACUCGGGGCUGAGCAAGGAGCAGAAGGAGAAAUACAUGGAGCACAGGCAAACCUAUGGCAACACCAGGGAGCCUCUCCUGGAGAACCUGACCAGCGAGUACGACCUGGAGCUGUUCCGGAGGGCUCAGGCACGCGCCUCCGAGGACCUGGAGAAGCUGAGGCUGCAGGGGCAGAUCACCGAGGGCAGCAACAUGAUCAAGACCAUCGCGUUCGGGCGCUACGAGCUGGACACGUGGUACCACUCGCCCUACCCCGAGGAGUACGCGCGCCUCGGCCGCCUCUACAUGUGCGAGUUCUGCCUCAAGUACAUGAAGAGCCAGACCAUUAUUUUUUAUUUUUUUCUCCUUUCCCCGGUGGUUUUGCUCACAUUUGGGCUCUGCCACUGGAAUAAACACCUCUUUUUUUCGUGUGUGCGUGCCCAGAUCUACUGUCAGAACCUGUGUCUGCUGGCAAAGCUUUUCCUGGACCACAAAACCCUUUAUUACGACGUGGAGCCCUUUCUGUUCUACGUCAUGACAGAGGCCGACAACACGGGCUGCCACCUGAUCGGCUAUUUCUCCAAGGAGAAGAAUUCCUUCCUCAACUACAACGUGUCCUGCAUCCUGACCAUGCCCCAGUACAUGAGGCAGGGCUAUGGCAAAAUGCUGAUUGACUUCAGCUAUUUGCUGUCGAAGGUGGAGGAGAAGGUGGGGUCCCCCGAGCGUCCCCUGUCCGACCUGGGCCUGAUCAGCUACAGGAGCUACUGGAAGGAGGUUCUGCUGCGCUACCUGCACAACUUCCAGGGCAAGGAGAUCUCCAUCAAAGAGAUCAGCCAGGAGACCGCUGUGAACCCCGUGGACAUCGUCAGCACCCUGCAGGCCCUGCAGAUGCUCAAGUACUGGAAGGGCAAACACCUGGUCCUCAAGAGCCAGGACCUGAUCGACGAGUGGAUCGCCAAGGAGGCCAAGAGAUCCAACAGCAACAAGACCAUGGAUCCCAGCUGCCUCAAGUGGACCCCUCCCAAGGGCACCUAAAUGUCCCCGGGGCCGCGCUGGGUGCCGCGGUGUCCCCAGGGUGCCGCGGUGUCCCCACAGUUCUGAGGAACUCGGAUGUUUCGGCCUCAGUGAGGCCGUGUGAGGACUGGAAGUGUCUGGGAGCCCCAGGGAGCCGAGGAGCUCCGAUUGCUGGGCCUGUCCCUGCUGUCCCUGCUGUCCUGCUCCAUCCUCCUGUCCCUCCUGCGGCCUCCCGGGCUCAGCUCGGCCGCCAACGCUUCCCUGGAGCUGCUCCCGUCCUGUUCCACAUCCCAGAUAGCUUUAGUGGGAUUGUCUCCCCUUCUUGCAGCAGUUUUCCCUCGGAUCCAGCAGAUCUUCGCUUAGUUCCUGUUGUACAGCCAGAAUUGCACCCCAGGCAGGGUGGGGUGUUCCCGUCACCCCCUCCUCAGCCACCACAGCCCUGCUGGAAGCACCUCUGGAUUAGAAUUCCUGGUUUUUCCUGGUGUGUAUCUCGUGGAAUUGCUGAGUUCCUGUACAUAAACAACCUGCUGAGUGUGUUUCCCUGGA